Messenger RNA from Serpula lacrymans var. lacrymans S7.9, 678 nucleotides. RefSeq lists its product as uncharacterized. Lineage: Eukaryota; Fungi; Basidiomycota; Agaricomycetes; Boletales; Serpulaceae. The record is from RefSeq and is a predicted model, not a curated record. The coding region runs from base 1 to 678 and encodes 225 amino acids. The transcript has 6 exons.
AUGUCUGCCACUGAUGCUCAUGAACUUGGUGUCAUAACUCCCACAAACUGCACAGUCAUCCCCAAAUCACCCACUCAACCUUCACCUGCCAUCACAAAGGUGGGUCUCAUUUUUGCUAAUUCAGCUUCUCCCUCGACUGCAAAAACAUGCGGUGAAGGGACUGAUAGCGACACCUUGUCAGAAGUGUCAGAAUUUUCUGAACAUGUUUUCAAUUUGGAUGUCUUACACUCUAAAACGCACAAUCACUCCGACAACGGCAACAUUGCUCCAGAAACUGAUUCUUGCUUGUUCCUGGAGACUGAAAGUAAGGAACUUACGCCUACUGUUGCAUCCAUCCGUGAUAAGAAGCUUGUUGAGAGUAAAGACAUUCCCUCUAAAAAGGUUGACAAUCACUUAAUCACUGAGGAUGCCAAACCACGCAAUGCAACAGAGGAAUUGAUAGUGAAUGUUGCUAUUGAUCCAGAUAUGGUCACAACCCUUGAGGAUGCUCUCAUUUGCCGCAUUCAACUCUUCCUCAAUUAUGCCAACAAAGAAACCCAUACUUACAGCAUUGACACUUUGCCAGACAUUGAUGCCUGGGGUCUCGAAAGAUGUAACAAAGAUUGGACCUAUUACCUUUGCGAAAAAAGAACCAAUAACCCAUUCACAAUUUGGGUUGCAGGUAACAAAACUAAGUGA